AUGACCGUGCUGCCUGGAAGGACAAAAGAAGAGGAUCAGCAGAAGUUACGAGGAGAAAAUUUCAACUGUGAUUACACGGUAUUGUACCGUCCAAGUGUUGCUUCGACCCUGUUUCAAGCGUGCGAAGAGGAGUUUGUGUACAACACUGGGGACUUGGCUCGAGUUCAGAUCUUUGGAAAGUAUCGUGACAUCCCAAGGAAACAAGUUGCUUUUGGUGACCCUGGGUUAUCGUACAGAUUUUCCGUGGUAGAAAUCCCGGCAAGGCCUUGGUCACCGCUGUUAAGGACGAUCAAAGACAGAAUACAAGAAGUAACCGGGCAAGAGUUCAACUUUGUCCUUAUCAACAGAUACAAAGAUGGUUUAGAUUACAUCGGAGAACACAGAGAUGACGAAGAAGGGCUAGUACAAAAUGCUUCAAUCGCUUCACUGUCUCUCGGACAAAAACGAGACUUUAUUUUCAAGCACUGUGAUGCACGCGGGAAGUACAAGAAACGUGUGGUAGAGCCGAUUAAAAUAGAAUUAGAACAUGGUAGCCUCUUAAUGAUGAACUAUCCAACCAACCGAUUCUGGUUUCACUCGCUACCUGUCCGGAGAAAGGCAACAGGAGCAAGAAUAAAUAUGACCUUCAGAAAAAUGGCUUAA
Messenger RNA from Branchiostoma belcheri (Belcher's lancelet), 642 nucleotides. Its product is annotated as DNA oxidative demethylase ALKBH2-like. The record is from RefSeq and is a predicted model, not a curated record. The coding region runs from base 1 to 642 and encodes 213 amino acids. NCBI's taxonomy places the organism in Eukaryota, Metazoa, Chordata, Leptocardii, Amphioxiformes, Branchiostomatidae. Gene Ontology annotation, biological process: DNA repair. The transcript has 4 exons.